CGAGGCAGCGGGAAACGUGAGGUCUGCAAACAAAGCCGUUAAAUAUUUAACCCGUACAAGUGUAAUUUAAUACGUAUCCCUAGAAACGUCUGCCAGUCAACGACAGUCCGGCGGAAUAUAUCUGUAUUUAAUAAAGUGGAGCGAAGAUGCAGGACAACUAUUUUCGUAACCAGUACGACAACGAUGUGACAGUAUGGAGCCCACAGGGCAGAAUUCAUCAGAUCGAGUAUGCCAUGGAGGCAGUGAAGCAAGGAUCUGCAACUGUUGGUCUCAAAUCCAAAACUGUUGCAGUUCUUGUUGCACUUAAGAGAGCCCAAUCUGAAUUGGCUGCCCACCAGAAAAAGAUUCUCCAUGUGGACAACCAUAUCGGCAUCUCCAUCGCUGGACUGACAGCUGAUGCACGACUGCUUUGUAAUUUCAUGCGGCAGGAGUGCUUGGACUCCAGGUUUGUCUUUGACAGGCCUCUUCCCACGUCACGUCUCGUCCAGCUGAUUGGCAGCAAAACUCAAAUCCCCACACAGAGAUAUGGAAGGAGACCCUACGGAGUUGGACUUCUGAUUGCUGGAUAUGAUGAUAUGGGCCCUCACAUCUUCCAGACAUGUCCUUCAGCCAACUACUUUGACUGCAAAGCCAUGUCCAUUGGAGCCCGCUCACAGUCUGCACGCACCUACCUGGAGAGAUGCAUGGACAAGUUUCAGGACUGCAAUCUGAAUGAGUUGGUCCAACAUGGUCUGCGUGCACUCCGAGAAACUCUCCCCACUGAGCAAGACCUGACCACCAAGAAUGUUUCCAUCGGCAUUGUGGGAAAGGACAUCGAUUUCACGAUCUAUGAUGACGACGACGUGGCUCCAUUCUUGGAGGGCCUGGAGGAGCGGCCACAAAGAAGGGUUGCUCCGCCCGCAGAUGAACCUGCUGACCCUGACGCGCCAGCUGAGCCCAUGGAGCACUGAGUAGCCUCCUGAGGCAACGCCACAUCAUUAAGACUACCUUAGAAGGUAGUGCGAUGCUCAAUGUUGAUCCAAAUUGUUCCCAGCCAACAUCGGUCGGUGUGAUGUUGCUUUUGUAUCAGUCAAAUGUACCAUAAAACGUGAAAUAAACAAACUUUUUGCGGUAAAGUCUUGAGUAAGUCAUUGACUUCAUGCAGACUAGUGUCUCAAGUUUGGAAAGCCAGUCCUCGCCAGGCUAUCACAGUGAACACCUUAACACUAGGUAUCCACCACAUAACAGACUUGAAGCUGGAUAGAUAGGUA
Molecule: messenger RNA, 1250 nt
Organism: Synchiropus splendidus (mandarinfish)
Lineage: Eukaryota; Metazoa; Chordata; Actinopteri; Syngnathiformes; Callionymidae
Gene: psma1
Product: proteasome 20S subunit alpha 1
Exons: 10
Coding region: 147-950 (267 amino acids)
Biological process (GO): ubiquitin-dependent protein catabolic process
Cellular component (GO): proteasome core complex, alpha-subunit complex; nucleus; proteasome core complex
Source: RefSeq, a predicted model, not a curated record